UGUUAUAUAUCUGGCAUAAGUGUGAGCCGUAUCUGAGCUGUGAGCAGGUUGACAGAUAGAUUCUCAUGUCGGCCGCGUGACGGUGUCGUCAAGAGCAAUGUCCCUGUUGUCUAGCGAACAUUCGGCCUUCACCCCCCUGACCCGCGCGGGCAUGGCGCUAGGCGGACACCCCGACUACGUCAGGUCCUCCCCUGAUGCUGACGUCAUGUCCAAGUCCUCCAGCGGCGGACACGAUCGUUCACCCGCCGCCUCCCCACCUCUGAUGGCGUCGGCGUUCCAUAAACUUCAUCACUACCGCCUGCAGCAACAGCAGCAGCAGCUGAGAGAGCAGCACUACUCGCGUCUGAUGGAGCUGGGCGGGCACGAGCACCCGGACAGCGUGUCGUCUGCUGCCAGUGACAGUGAGCACAGCUCCCCCUGCAGCCCUCAGAGCCCGGGCUCCCCCGUCUCACCUGGAGUAGAUCCCCGACCCCCGAGUGCCAAAGAAAACCAGCAGUGCUCGCCGCCUGCUCGCGGUUUUUCCUUCUCUGUUGAAGACAUUCUCAAGCCGGACAAGAAGAAGCCGGCGUCCCUGGUCCACCCGGCCCACCCGGUCCACCCGGCCCACAGCGGCGGUCUGGCCAGCAGUAACAGCUCCCACAGCUCCAAGUCCAGCCCCACGGGCAGUGUGGCCUCCCCACACGGCCCACAGGACCUGCGGUGGUCGGCGCCCCAGCCGGCACACCUCCACCCCCACCCCUCCAUACCAUCCCAGCUCUCCCCGGCAUCAGCCAGUUCGGCGGCGACACCCCCGGCGGCCCCACCCCUGGCAGCGGCCGGUCCUGGCAUCUCCUCCUGGUUCCUGGCAAACAGAUUCCCUCAGGGCAGCACGGUGCCCCCGACGCCCAGACUAGCGCCCCACAAGAUGACCUUGAGAAAACACAAGCCCAACAGGAAACCAAGGACGCCGUUCACGACCUCCCAGCUGCUGGCGCUAGAGAGGAAGUUCCGCGAGAAGCAGUACCUGAGCAUCGCAGAACGGGCAGAGUUUUCCGCGUCACUGACCCUGACGGAGACGCAGGUGAAGAUCUGGUUCCAGAACCGGCGCGCCAAGGCCAAACGUCUGCAGGAGGCCGAGCUGGAGAAGCUGAGGAUGGCGGCCAAGCCCAUGAUGCCGCCCCUGCUGGGCAUGGGCUUCCCCAUGAGCCUCUACGGACAGUUCCCUCGCAACCCCAUGAUGUCACAGGGCGUCAUGUCGCCAUUUUCUAUUCACAAUGCCGGGAUGCAGUCAGGUGUGUCGUACUUGCAUUAACAUGGACACGGCUGACUAGACACUCACCACUGUCCUGUAGAAAUAGCUGCAUCAGUUGUUUGAUCCAGGAAAAGAUUUCAGAAAACCAAAGAAGUUACAAGCCUGGAGUCGUUUUGUACCAGGUGGCAGUCAUAUGCUAAGGUGGCAGUCAUAUGCCCAGUU
Messenger RNA from Physella acuta, 1453 nucleotides. RefSeq names its product homeobox protein MSX-2. Gene Ontology annotation, molecular function: DNA-binding transcription factor activity, RNA polymerase II-specific; RNA polymerase II transcription regulatory region sequence-specific DNA binding. Gene Ontology annotation, cellular component: nucleus. Gene Ontology annotation, biological process: embryonic morphogenesis; regulation of transcription by RNA polymerase II. NCBI's taxonomy places the organism in Eukaryota, Metazoa, Mollusca, Gastropoda, Physidae. The record is from RefSeq and is a predicted model, not a curated record.